GCAAGCCUCCUUCCGCUUCGGCUGCUUCGCCUCGACUUGAUCCCCGCGCGCGCGUCCGCCACCGGGCCCCCAUGCCGGACGGCGGCCCGCGCCCGUGGCAGGAGGACGUGGAGCCGAGGAUGCGCUCCCGCGUGCGUGAGAAGAUAGUCGGCAAUUUGGCCCAAGUAUAUGAGGGACAGCUUGGCCCUUCCCAGGAGCUCAACAGGCUUGCUGCAUCAUUUGAGCAGAAGACAUUCACUCUGGCCCACAGUAAGGAUGACUAUAUUAGGAGAAUAUCUCUUAAGUUGGUCGAUCUGGAGAGAAAACAGCAACCAGUGCUGCGGGCUGCUUCAGGCCUUCAGAAACAGAUACAAAUGGGAUGCCAUGAGCAGCCGGUUAAUGCCGUUCAAGCAAUCCAUGGAGGUAAUUCUUCAAUUACUGCAAUGCCGCAGGUGGCAUCAAUGAUGUCUAGUCCUGGAAGGGGAUCUUCUCAGCUUCAAAGCCUGCCUAUGACACCUCCAGGUUCAAGUCUGAUGCCAAACCAGCACAUGGCUUAUCCUUUUGCACCAAACGUGCACAUCGAAGUUAAGCAAGAACAGCCAGAGGUUAUAGCAAAGCAGAACCAGAUUCUUAGCUCUCCGCCUACAUCAGUCACUCUAUUGGCACCAUGUGUCCAGCACAGUCAGCGGAUGAUUCAAUCAGUAGCAACUCAGAACCAAAAGCAACUCCCGGCCAUGCAAAUGCAUUCCACAAUCUUUUCAGGUUGCAACCCGACCAGCGUUGCACAGCCACAAGGACAGACAGUUGUUCAACCAAAUGGGCAAUAUAAUCACCUCCUCAGGCCAAAUGACAGAGGAACUGAUACCCUGCCGCAGCAGCAGAUGAUGAUGAAUCAGCAAGGUUUGUUGGGGGUCAACCAAGACCAGAUGGACAUGCAAAGGUACCAUAUGCUGUUAGCACAACAGGCUACUGUCGCCAAGAUGAUGACUGGUCAUCCUAGAGGACAUAAUGAUCAACAGAAUGCUGGGCUGACUGUUGCAUUACAGUCUCCGUUGAAUAUGUAUAAACAGGAAGCACUCAAAAAACAGAUUAAAAUGGAACCUCAACAUAUGGCACUACCACAUCAACUGAUUACUGUGAGUCAGCAGAGUGGUUCGCCCUGUGCGAUCCCUCAAACUUUAGCAAUGAUGGGAAGUGCUAGAGAAGUUGAUUGGAGGGAGGAAAUGUUCCAGCAGAUCAAGCCACUAAAGGAUGCUUACCUCUCGGAGCUUGUAGAACUUGAUCGCAUGGUUGUUGUUCCAAAAAUUACAAAGAAACAGUUCGACUCAUUAUCCAAAGACAAAGCUGAACAAUACAGAUAUAGAGCAAAUUUGAAGAAGAAGACUGAAGUUAUGCUGAACUUCUUACAGUUUCAGAAAAGCAACAUCACCGAGAACUUGACGGGGCAAAUCCCAAUGUUUGUAAAGACCAUACAGGAUUUGGUAGGUUUAUACAGGAAAAGUAAAAGUCGAAAAGCAGAGGUGGAUAGAGGACGUCAGUCUCAGAUUUCUCUUGAGCAGCCUCAAAUCAUCAAUCUUACUAGCAAUCAAGUCCCAUCCAGUGGCGGUACAAGUAGCCAGCAAAAGCAGCAGCAACCUGUAGAUUCACUGUUGAGGCAAAAUGUUUUCAUUAGAACACCAGCAGCUCCCCAACAAAACCAUAGCAACCUCUUGCUAGGAGUAGAAAAUUCUUGUUUCCCAGAGAAAUCACCCGGAUCAUUGCAGUCUUUCCCAACCAAUAAGCUUCAGGAGUUCUGCACGCCGUCGCCUGUUACCGAGUUAGGUGCUGUAGAAGUUUCUUCACCCUCUGCUUCAGUGAAGUCCAUAUCCCCAUCACCUGUUGCCAAGUUGAGCGCUGUAAAAGUUGCCUCACCCUCUGCUUCAGUGAAGUCCACAUCCCCAUCACCCGUUGCCAAGUCGAGCACUGUAAAAGUUGCCUCACCCUCUUCUUCGAUGAAGUUCACAUCCCCGUCACCCAUUGCCAAGCAAGGGGCAGUAAAAGUUGCCUCACCCUCUACUUCGGUGAAGUCCACAUUGCCAUCGCCCGUUGCCAAGCCAGGUGUUUUAAAAGUUGCUUCAUCCUCUGCUUCGGUGAAAUCCACAUUCCCAUCACCCUUUGCCAAUUCUGAUGUUACACAAGCUGCUUCACCACAUGCUUCCGUGAAGUCAACGUUGCCAUCACCCUUUACCAAUUCAGGGGUUGUUCCAGUUGCUUCACCCUGUACUUCGGUGAAGUCCACAUCAUCAGAGAGCGUUGAAAGCAUUUCUUCCUUGGUACAAAACAAUGUAGCAGCAGCAGCAGCAGAAACAACAGCAAGAAAUGUUUCUAAACAGGUCAUUCCCACUAAACCGAUCAUGCUAGCCUCACUACUUCAGUCAGAGACAGCAGAUUGCCAAGGAGAGGAUCAGGAGCAUGGCGGAGAUGAAACACCGGUGGCCAAGAAGCCCAUCGAUCGCCUAGUUGAUGCAGUGCGGUCUUCAUCAUUGGCAGUGCUUUGCAGCUCAGCUAAUUCUAUUUGCUUGGUCCUCAGCAUAAACGAUCGGGUACCACAUAAGGAAAUUGGUGCAUUUCAUGAUUGGGCAUUCUUGGGACAGCAGGGUGGAUCUAGCCCUGUGAACAAAAUGAAGCGCAUUUUCGAAAGUACAUCAACGUGUCCUGAAUCACCACCACUGGGCAGCAUGGAUGGAAGCUGCGUGACAUUAUUUGAUUGCAAUGCCUCGGAGGUUGAAUCCAAUACGGAACGCGGUGCUAAGAGGCAGAAAACACAGAAUGCUAAAGAUGCUCUGAUAGAUGAGAUAAACUCUGCCAACAGCAUGCUGAUCGAUACUGCUAUCAGCAUUACAGAUGACAACAGAACUGGAGGGACACUGAUCAAGCUCUCCUACACUGCCACGUCAGUCGCGCCAGAACUGAAAUCACUCUUUGCAGUACCCGGAAUGUCUAUUGUCAUGCCCGUGAAGCUAUUGGUCCCCACGGAUUACCCUAGGAGCUCUCCUGUGCUUGUCGAUGACCAGGGGGAUGAGCAACUAAGGAAGAGGUUCAGUGACAUUUCAAGCGAGGCUGACGUGGCGUUCCGGCACACCCUCCGCACGCUCCUGGAGCCCAGGUCGAUCGGGGAGAUGGCAAGAGCGUGGGACGCCUGCGUGCGGAGGGCCGUCAUAGAGUUUGCGCGACAGCGCGGCGGAGGGACGUUCAGCUCGAGGUACGGCCGGUGGGAGAGGUGCAGCGGCGCCUGAGAAAUGGAGACAGCGUGUGUUUGUGCCGCUUGUUCGUCGUCUUACAGAAAGCAUAGCGUAGCAUGUUGGUGAAUGGAAAAUGUGAAUACAGGAACUAGUGUAGGAGAAGCAUGCCUGAAUGCUCUGGUGAAUCCAUACUCAUAUACAGGAACUAGCCGGGGAGAAGCAGAACUACCGGCCCCUUUAAAUGGAACCAAAAAUAGGACUCUACAUA
This is a messenger RNA of Phragmites australis (common reed), 3468 nucleotides long. RefSeq names its product mediator of RNA polymerase II transcription subunit 15a-like. NCBI's taxonomy places the organism in Eukaryota, Viridiplantae, Streptophyta, Magnoliopsida, Poales, Poaceae. The coding region runs from base 72 to 3254 and encodes 1060 amino acids. Gene Ontology annotation, molecular function: transcription coactivator activity; chromatin DNA binding. The transcript has 11 exons. Gene Ontology annotation, biological process: regulation of DNA-templated transcription. The record is from RefSeq and is a predicted model, not a curated record.